Molecule: messenger RNA, 729 nt
Organism: Peromyscus eremicus (cactus mouse)
Lineage: Eukaryota; Metazoa; Chordata; Mammalia; Rodentia; Cricetidae
Product: NKG2-A/NKG2-B type II integral membrane protein-like
Exons: 6
Coding region: 1-729 (242 amino acids)
Biological process (GO): positive regulation of natural killer cell mediated cytotoxicity; stimulatory C-type lectin receptor signaling pathway
Source: RefSeq, a predicted model, not a curated record
AUGAGUAAUGAAGGGGUCACCUAUGCAGAACUGAAUGUGGUGAAGGACUCAAGGAACCAGAAAAGGAAACCGAGAGACACUCGCAGCUCCAUUUCAGUAACUGAGCAAGAAAUCACCUAUGCGGAAUUCAGCUUUCAAAAUGUUCCUCAAGAGCGUCUCCCAAUCUGCAGGGACUGCUGCUGCAAAGGUUUUCCAUCUCCCCCAGAAAAACUCAUCACUGGGAUCCUGGGCAUCAUCGGCUUUGCCUUAAUGGUCGCUGUGGUUAUAAUUACUACAGUUGCCACACCACAUUCUGAAGCAAAGGCACAGAUCAACUCCUCCCUGACUAGAACCCAGAAAGAUAAUAAUCUUUCUUCAUCACAUCCUUGUGAUCAUUGUCCAAAAGAGUGGAUAUCAUAUUCUCACAAGUGUUAUUACAUUGGUGUGGAGAAAAAAACUUGGAAUGACAGUUCAGUGUCCUGCACUUCCAAAAACUCUACUCUGCCUUACAUAGAUAGUGAAGAGGAGAAGGUCUUUCUGCAAUCUCUCUCAUGGGUCUCAUGGACUGGAGUCUUUAGGAAGAGCAGAGAUCAGCUCUGGGUUUGGAAAAAAGACUCAACUUUCAAACCAAAGAUGAAAGAGUUUUCCUCUGUGGAAGGUAACUGUGUCAUGCUGUCAGCUUCUGGCCUCACAACAGAUGACUGUACAGCUUUACAUACAUAUCUCUGUGAGCGUAAUUUCAACAACUAA